Molecule: messenger RNA, 557 nt
Organism: Myzus persicae (green peach aphid)
Lineage: Eukaryota; Metazoa; Arthropoda; Insecta; Hemiptera; Aphididae
Exons: 1
Coding region: 5-424 (139 amino acids)
Source: RefSeq, a predicted model, not a curated record
CAUUAUGUUAGCCAAACAUUUUUAUGCAAUUGUUCAAUCGGAAGAAAAUACCGUAGCUUUUUUAAAGGAAAGAGGACUUAUUGAAAUCGGCACUCCUCCUUGUGUUCACUGUGGUUCGCAAACUAAAUUCUAUACUCGCAAAGAAAGAGGAAAAGAACAAACAGUGAUACGAUGCACAAAGAAAGGCUGUCAAAGAACUCAAUCCGUCCGUAAAGGUAACACGUUUUUCACGUAUACUGAUAAAAAUGGUCAAUGUAAUAGCGGUCUAUCGUUGUCACAAAUUUUAGAACUAUCAUAUUAUUGGUGUUUUGAAAUACCACAAAGUACCAUAAUAAAAUUAACUGGGCGUGGAAAUCACACAGUGACUGACUGGAUGAAUUUAUGCCGUAACAUACCAAUAGCUGCUUUUGAAAAAAAGAAGUAAAAUGGGGGGUAUAAAUACUAUUGUUCAAGUCGAUGAAUCCUUAAUGCGUGGUAAAAGAAAGUACAACAGAGGGCGAUUAUUGGGGGCUGAUAUUACUACUGAAAAUGUUGAUGUAGACGAGUUGAGCGACGAA